AUGCGAUUCGGAAAGAAAGGGAAGCUCAGUCCUAGGUACGUUGGACCAUAUAAGAUUAUUCGGAAGAUUGGUAUAGUGGCAUACGAGUUUGAUUUGCCUUCAGAAUUGGAAGCAGUUCAUCCUAUAUUUCAUGUUUCUUUGUUGCGGAAGUGCAUUGGAGAUCCUUCACGUAUUAUGCCCAUUGAAAAUAUUUGUAUCGCUGAGGAUUUAUCUUAUGCAGAGGUACCAAUAGCGAUUUUAGAUCGGCAAGUAAGAAAGCUUCGAAAUAAAGAUGCAGCUUCUGUGAAAGUGUUAUGGAGAAAUAACAACGUUGAGGAAAUGAGGAAUGAGUACCCCCAACUGUUUACGACUUAA
Molecule: messenger RNA, 354 nt
Organism: Solanum tuberosum (potato)
Lineage: Eukaryota; Viridiplantae; Streptophyta; Magnoliopsida; Solanales; Solanaceae
Exons: 1
Coding region: 1-354 (117 amino acids)
Source: RefSeq, a predicted model, not a curated record